CAACCCCGGCCCCGCCCCUACCUGGUCGGCUCUCCACGUGGGCCGUGCGUCAGCGUGGCCUCAGCCGCUGGCCCCGCCCCUGCCGGAAUUGGGACCUGCGCACAAGAGCCUUAUUGUGUGACUUCAGCGCGCCCGCUGUCCUUUUGUGUCUGAAUCUUUCUCCACAUAUACAGAGACAGAAAAAAGCAACAUUUUUAUGGGGACGCCGUUUUUCACCCCAUUACUCCCAAAGGCACAUAUAAACGGUGGUUUCCACAUGGAGCUUUCCAGUUAGAAGAAUUGAGCUGCAGUGACGGGAGAGAGGAAGCAUGGUUUGCAGUGGGGCCGCCCACUUCCCCGUUGCCUAGUAACUGUUUCCAUGGCAAGCGCGCGGUCUAGACGCUCAGCAACCCCAAGAGGAAUAGAGAGUAUCCUCUUCCCAAGAGAGGACGGCAAAAAGGGGUCAAAGGGGAACUGUGUGAAAGAGAGAAACCUUAGUUCCUUGAGAAGGCAAGCGAGUAGGAAAGGAAAGGGGAUGCAGUGAAGAAAGGAACAGAGAUACUGGUAUUUUCAUUAAAAAAAUAAAAAGUAGUUUUGAGGAGCCGUUUGGUGGCCAUGGAUCCAACAUGCCCUUCUGAGAGCAUUUACAACCUCAUACCCAGUGACUGGAAGGAGCCUCCCCCGCCUCCUAGGUACAUAUCAGUUUUUAAGACAGCUGUGAAAGAGGACAUGAAAAAAGUUAAAACUGCAAUGAAGACUAUGGGGCCACCAAAAGUUGAAGUACCUUCUCCAAAGGAUUUCCUGAAGAAACACUCAAAGGAAAAAGCUGCGCCGCCCAAAAAGAAAUUUGAUCGGUUUGGGACCAAAAAGCCUCCUGUGCCACUGAGGACUGAUCAUCCAGUCAUGGGCGUACAGAGUGGAAAAAACUUUAUCAAUACAAACGCAGCCGAUGUCAUCAUGGGAGUGGCUAAAAAGCCUAAACCAAUUUACGUUGACAAAAGAACUGGAGACAAGCAUGAUCUUGAAAGUUCUGGACUAGUUCCAAAGUACAUCAAUAAAAAGGAUUACGGUGUCACACCUGAAUAUAUAUGUAAGCGAAACGAGGAAGUGAAAAACGCCCAGGAAGAGUAUGAUAAGUACGUCCAGGAAAGCCUCCGGAAAGCAGCCAUGAAAAGGCUCUCCGAUGAAGAGAGGGAAGGAGUGCUGCAGGGGCUAAAAAAGAACUGGGAAGAGGUGCAUAAGGAGUUCCAGUCCCUCUCCGUCUUCAUCGAUUCCUUACCAAAGAAGAUCCGCAAGCAGAGGCUGGAAGAAGAAAUGAAACAACUGGAACAUGACAUUGGUGUCAUUGAAAAGCACAAAAUUAUUUAUAUUGCCAAUAAGUAACAAUGGAUUUUUAAAGGAUAGUAAUUUUAAUAUAGAAAA
Molecule: messenger RNA, 1401 nt
Organism: Myotis myotis
Lineage: Eukaryota; Metazoa; Chordata; Mammalia; Chiroptera; Vespertilionidae
Gene: ENKUR
Product: enkurin, TRPC channel interacting protein
Exons: 5
Coding region: 595-1362 (255 amino acids)
Cellular component (GO): acrosomal vesicle
Molecular function (GO): calmodulin binding
Source: RefSeq, a predicted model, not a curated record